GUUCUCUGCUACAGACAGUAAUAUGAAGGACCCCCAAUUACCAGGUUACAAAUUCCAGAAGACAAGUCCAAGGCAAUAUGAGGAUAAAAAAAGUAAAAACCAAACUCUGAUCAAACCUACCAGACCUCCACUGCUGGGAUCCAGAGCACCAGCUAUAACAGCAGAGCAACAAAUGAAGCAAACAGCAUUUGAGAGGGUUGUGUAUGACAUGUCACACAAUGAAACAGUCAUCACCAACAUUAUUCUGGGCAAAAGGAUAGGCUUCUACGAGCUCAGAGGGGAAAUCGGCGCUGGCAAUUUCUCACAUGUCAGACUUGGUGUUCAUGGCUUAACGAAAGAGCAUGUGGCAGUCAAGAUUCUCAAUAAAAAGCGCUUUGACAAGAAGACACAAGUGUUAUUUGCUUCCGAAAUCUCUUGUUUGCAAAGACUGUACCAUCCAAACAUUGUGCGUCUUUACGAGGUGGUAGAAACAAGUAAGCACCUGUACUUGUUUAUGGAGUAUGGCAGUGGAGGAGACCUCUUUUCACGCAUCACAAGAGGACGCCUGUCGGACUUUGAGAGCAAGCUCAUCUUUGCACAGAUCAUUUCUGCUGUAAAAUACAUGCACGAGAGCAAUAUAGUUCAUCGUGACCUAAAGGCUGAAAACAUUUUCUACACUACCAGCUACUGCAUCAAGAUAGGGGAUUUUGGCUUCAGCACUGUAAGUGGCCCAAGUGAAAAACUGACCACGUUCUGUGGCUCUCCUCCUUAUGCAGCACCAGAGUUGUUUAAGGAUAAAGGCUAUGUGGGCUGUUACGUAGACAUCUGGGCACUGGGUGUUUUGUUGUACUUCAUGGUGACUGCUACCAUGCCAUUCAAUGCUGAAAACCUGGGCCGUCUAAAGCGCUGCAUCUUGCAGGGUGCAUACACCAUUCCGCAGUACGUGCCUGAGCCCUGCCGGCAGAUCAUUAAAGGCAUGCUAAGGCCUGUUCCUUCAGAUCGCAGCAGCAUUUCCCAGAUCAUGACCUGUUCCUGGAUGCGUGGCAUUAACUACCCAAAGCCUUUUCCUUGCCUAAGCCUGACACCCAGUCAUUUAGCAGAGCCCUCCCAGGAUCUCUGUGCAGAAGAGGAGGAAGCCAAGUCAGCACUGAAGGACCUGGGAAUUAGCAGCAUGCACCUGCAGAAUAACACCUGCAUAGACUUGUGCAGUCCCAUUACAGGAACAUAUCGCAUUUUGCUUCAUGGCAUUCAGAAAAGGAGAUCGGUAGAGGCUGUGGGAUAUUCAGCACUGUACCCUGAUGAUUUAUGUGACAGGAAGCAAUGGAGCAGUAAAUAUGACCCAUCCACUGUUUGUAUUGUGCUGUAAACAAUCAUUGAACCAGAAAGAAGAUUACUGUAUUGCACAACGGAGAAAAAUGGGUAUUGUAUUGAACUCCAAA
This is a messenger RNA of Neoarius graeffei (lesser salmon catfish), 1418 nucleotides long. Its product is annotated as serine/threonine-protein kinase NIM1. The record is from RefSeq and is a predicted model, not a curated record. Gene Ontology annotation, cellular component: cytoplasm. Gene Ontology annotation, biological process: microtubule cytoskeleton organization; protein phosphorylation; intracellular signal transduction. The transcript is spliced from 4 exons. The coding region runs from base 23 to 1345 and encodes 440 amino acids. NCBI's taxonomy places the organism in Eukaryota, Metazoa, Chordata, Actinopteri, Siluriformes, Ariidae. Gene Ontology annotation, molecular function: tau-protein kinase activity; protein serine/threonine kinase activity; ATP binding.